Echinostoma caproni is the source of this 774-nucleotide messenger RNA. The record is from the annotation of a GenBank genome assembly. NCBI's taxonomy places the organism in Eukaryota, Metazoa, Platyhelminthes, Trematoda, Plagiorchiida, Echinostomatidae.
AUGCGUCAGAAGUGUUCAGUUCAGUACACCGGAAUGGAUUCUUUUGACUUUUCUAGUAGAUCUACCUGGCCUCAGACGAAAAGAUUUCGCGAGAUCUCACCGAAUGAUAAUCCGGGACCGGGCCACUAUCUUCUACCUCCAUGUUUGGGUAACAAAUCCACAUUUGCUCGAAAUGGAAUCAUUGGAAGCCCCGCAAAAAUGAAGUAUAUUCGAAUUCCUCGUAUUCCUGCUCCCAACGAAUACGGUUUACAACGACCAUUGUCUCAAGGAAAAAAGGACUUCAAUAACGCCGCAUGCUCCCGUGUAUUUCACAAGGCAAUUGCCCAGAAAGUUGAAGCAAGGGCUCAACUACCGGCACCAUGUGACUACCAGGAUUCGAUGCCAGGACCUGGAACAUAUCAAACGGACCGGUUCCCCGAAGUGCAGCCUCAUCACGAACAGAGAAAACCGGAAAAGUCCCGAACGCGAGCGAAUAAUCCGAAAAUGAUCAACGAAUCCACAGAACUUCCCGGUCCGGGAUCUUACAAUUUGCGUCGGGAUUUAAUCACACCGAGAUUCAUGUCCACAGCACCGUUCCUAUCCAACGUUCCGCGUUGGUUACCGCCAAAUUUACCAAUUGGUUUGGGUAUGGGUGACAUGGUUCCCGGGGCAGGUAUGACAGUUUCAUGUCCUGGUGGAAAAGAUGCUUUCGUUAAUCCGGGACCGACCGCGUACAAUCCAGUGUUACCAGAUCAUACAUCAUUCCAUUUUAAAUACGAUCAUAUAUGGAUCUGA